This is a messenger RNA of Gamsiella multidivaricata, 614 nucleotides long. RefSeq lists its product as uncharacterized. The transcript has a single exon. NCBI's taxonomy places the organism in Eukaryota, Fungi, Mortierellomycota, Mortierellomycetes, Mortierellales, Mortierellaceae. The record is from RefSeq and is a predicted model, not a curated record. The coding region runs from base 125 to 538 and encodes 137 amino acids.
CCCCUAGUCUCCUCGUCCUCUUUUCCGCCAUGGCGCCCCUCACUCGACUUCUCUUUGCUCCUGUCCUCCUCCAUGCGCCAACAAACCACGCCGCCUGGUCACUCCAUCACCCUUAGUUUCGGCCAUGCCCGACCUCACUCUCUUCUGUCUCACCGAUGGAGAACCCACGUCGAAUGAAUUUUCCGUCAAGAUCCCCUCGACAGAAACCGUGUAUAUCCUCAAGAGCCUCAUCAAGGCCAAGAAAACGCCAAAAUUUGACGACCUCGCAGCAGACAAUCUCACGCUCUGGCGUGUCUCGGUUCCUGUCGUCGCUGCCAGCAUCCGCAGUGCGGUCUUCCUGAACGAGAUUGAUUCCAAGACGGAGCUCAGUCCGACAAACGACGUCUCUGAUGUCUUCCCAAACACGCCAGCCAAGAAAACAGUUCACAUCAUUGUUCAGCGACCACGACCAGGUAAUACAUCGCGAGUUACAUUCCUAACGGUGCAUGGACUUACCCGCUGCAUCUGUUUUUUUUUUGUGCGAAAUACUGAUUCUUGACCUAAUCUUUUCUUGUCACUUUUCCUUCUCUUGUAAUUCAAUAUACAGACCUUAUAUUGGAGCGCGAGUUCGUGCA